Ananas comosus (pineapple) is the source of this 688-nucleotide messenger RNA. RefSeq lists its product as uncharacterized. Lineage: Eukaryota; Viridiplantae; Streptophyta; Magnoliopsida; Poales; Bromeliaceae. The transcript has 2 exons. The record is from RefSeq and is a predicted model, not a curated record. Bases 156 to 497 code for a protein of 113 amino acids.
GAAGAUUAGUAAGAUAAUUUUAUUUUAUAGUUUAUUUUAAUAUAAGGAUAUUCAUUAUAUAUAAUCAUGUAUUUUUAUACAAAUGGAUACUAUGCGGCAUGCUGUUAGCAGUAUUGGUCAUUUGAUGGACAAUCCUCCAGAUCGAGCCAUAUAGAAUGAUGGAUGCUCUAGCACAUGUGAAGUGGGACCUCGAGAGUGUGUUAGAGAGCCUUCCAACAUUACCCGUGACAGGGCAUCCGGAUAUUUCUUCUCCGACUUUUGGUGAUUACAGUGAUUUUCCCUCCACCUCCACACCUGUGUAUGAUUUCAGUGAUAUUCCCUCCACCUCAAUGCCUACGUAUGAUUUUCCAUCGACAUCGGUCCUAACUCAUCUAUCUGAUGUCCCUUCGACAUCGGAAGUGCAGUUUGAUAUCCCGUCGGCAUCCAUCCGACCAUUUGAUAUUCCAUCUACGUCAGAGGUUCGUCGCGAUGAUGUUGUAUAUCGACAUAGGCGAUGACGACAUGGUCAUAUUGAGACGCAGGAAGAGAUACUACCAUCAACUGUUGAGCAAGGGACGGAGCCGAUUGUUGAGGGCAUCGCCAUUGAGCAUAUUGAUCAUAUGCAUGUCAUUGAGCCCGUGCAGCCUGAGAUAGAGCGUGACAUGCAUAUUCGAGGACAGAGUCGAGGACGCGGUCGUGGAUGCGGACG